Molecule: messenger RNA, 2525 nt
Organism: Papaver somniferum (opium poppy)
Lineage: Eukaryota; Viridiplantae; Streptophyta; Magnoliopsida; Ranunculales; Papaveraceae
Product: ERAD-associated E3 ubiquitin-protein ligase component HRD3A-like
Exons: 6
Coding region: 100-2181 (693 amino acids)
Molecular function (GO): protein binding
Source: RefSeq, a predicted model, not a curated record
ACGGGUCACCAUCAACAAAACGCACUCAUCGUCUUCCUCCUCUUUUCAACUCUCCAAUAAAACUCCCACCUCUCUCUAAACUACCCAAAAUUUACAGAGAUGAAUCGAAAAACUCAUAAUUCUGCAUACAAAUUCUCCAUAAUAAUCUUCACAAUCACACUUCUCUUCAUCACAGCAAAUGCUGCAUCUCCUCCAUUCCUUCUAGUAAUCAGUAAAGACGAUCUUGUCGAUGCUGGUGAUAAAUCAUCAUCACCGCCAUCAUUUAUCGACGGUGGUGAUAAAUCUUCGUCAUCGUCAACAGCUGAAUGGGAUGAAUUUGAUGAUUCAGAUAAUAAAUCAGAAGAUGAACUUGAUCCAGGUUCAUGGCGUCAGAUCUUUGAACCUGAUUCUAUUUCAAUACCAUCUAAAUCAGAGAAUGAUGUUCUUUAUUACUCUGGUCUUAAGAAAAUGGUUAAAGCUGUUAGUAAUGGUGAUUAUAGAUUAAUGGAAGAAGCUACAGCAGAGAUUGAAGCUAGUGCUGUUAACGGGUAUCCUCAUGCUCAAUCUACUGUAGGGUUUCUGUAUGGUACUGGUCAAUUGAGAGAGAAAAAUGGUGCUAAAGCUUUUUUAUAUCAUCAAUUUGCUUCUCAAGCUGGGAAUAUGCAGUCUAAAAUGGCUCUUGCUUAUACUUACUAUCGCCAACAGAUGCACAAAGAAGCAGUGAAGCUAUAUGCAGAGCUAGCAGAAGCAGCGGUAUCGAGUUUUUUGAUUUCAAAGGAUCCAGUGAUUGAACCAGUGAGAAUUCAUACUGGAGCUGAGGAGAAUAAAGAGGCAUUGAGGAAAUCAAGAGGAGAAGAUGAUGAAGAUUUUCAGAUUAGUGAAUACCAGGCACAAAAAGGGAGUGCAGGAGCAAUGUAUAAGAUUGGGAUUUAUUAUUAUUUCGGAUUAAGAGGUGUAAGGCGUGAUCAUGUCAAGGCUUUAAGUUGGUUUUUGAAGGCUGUUGAAAAGGGAGAGCCAAGAUCAAUGGAAUUACUUGGGGAGAUAUAUGCAAGAGGUGCUGGUGUUGAGAGAAAUUAUACAAAGGCACUUGAAUGGCUUACUCUUGCAUCUAAACAACAACAUUUUUCGGCUUAUAAUGGAAUGGGUUAUCUGUAUGUGAAAGGCUUUGGAGUAGAGGAAAAGAACUACACCAAAGCAAAAAAGUAUUUUGAAAAAGCUGCUGACAAUGAUGAGGCUGGUGGUCAUUAUAACCUUGGGGUGCUGUAUCUUAAAGGGAUAGGUGUAGAAGAAAAUAUAAACCUAGCAUUGAAGUAUUUCAUUACAGCAGCCAAUGCGGGUCAGCCGAAGGCAUAUUACCAAUUGGCAAGAAUGUUCCAGUAUGGGAAAGGGCUUAAGCAGAAUCUCCCAAUGGCUACCACGUUAUACAAAUUAGUUGCUGAGAGGGGACCUUGGAGUUCCUUGUCAAGAUGGGCAUUAGAGUCAUACAUGAAAGGUGAUAUAGGGAAGGCAUUCUUAUUGUACUCAAGAUUGGCAGAGCUAGGAUAUGAGAUUGCACAAAGUAAUGCUGCAUGGAUUCUUGACAAAUUUGGCGAGCGGAGUAUGUGUAUGGGAGAAUCUGGAUUUUGUACAGAUUCUGAAAGGCACCAACGUGCACAUUCUUUGUGGUGGCAAGCUUCUGAGCAGGGUAAUGAACAUGCAGCCCUACUUAUUGGUGAUGCAUAUUACUACGGAAGGGGCACUGAGAGAGACUAUGACCGUGCUGCCGAGGCUUACUUGCAUGCCAAGUCACAAUCGAAUGCCCAAGCUAUAUUCAACCUCGGGUACAUGCAUGAGCAUGGCCAAGGGCGUCCGCUUGAUCUUCAUCUCGCCAAACGAUAUUAUGACCAGGCCCUAGAAAUUGAUCCUGCAGCAAAAUUACCAGUCACACUGGCCCUUAUGAGCUUGUAUGUAAGGAAAAACUAUGCGAACACUAUCCUGGUUGAUAUGAUUGAUGCAUUGCCUGGUUUGUUUCCGAAAGUGGAGGUUUGGGUUGAUAAAGUGAUAAUGGAUGAAGGCAAUGCAACAAUCCUCACUCUCUUUGUCUGCCUAUUAACUGUUCUUUACCUACGUGAGAGACAACGAAGGCACGCUGUUGCUGCAGCUGGAGAUUUAGCCAUUCCUCAACCGAAUAACAAUAAUGAUUUACCAGUUGCACCAAUUUAAUUCUCAUACACAUGGUUUUGAAAUUCUGUCACGGGUCGUUUCAUACAGUACUCUUUAUCCGACAUAUGAAAAGGGAAACUGUUCCCUAGAAAGGGAAGAUUGUGUGAAAAAUGAGAUUAGGAAAUCAUCUUAGAGGUUAGUUGGCCUGGCAGGUAGGAAAAGAAAAAAAGAAUGACCAUCUUGAAGGCUAAAAUUUGUAUUGUGGAUAAACAACAUUUGUAAGCCAAGAUUAGGAGCCUAUAGUGUACGUCUUACAUGGCGUUUUUCUUUGCAACUCAAUUAAUUUAAUUCAUGUUAAGAAGUGUAACAUUAAAAAUUCAAUCCUUUGACUAAUUGCAAGCUAA